This is a messenger RNA of Ornithodoros turicata, 5139 nucleotides long. RefSeq lists its product as uncharacterized. The transcript has 3 exons. Gene Ontology annotation, biological process: DNA replication. Gene Ontology annotation, molecular function: DNA-directed DNA polymerase activity; nucleotide binding; DNA binding. The record is from RefSeq and is a predicted model, not a curated record. Bases 2504 to 3916 code for a protein of 470 amino acids. NCBI's taxonomy places the organism in Eukaryota, Metazoa, Arthropoda, Arachnida, Ixodida, Argasidae.
CGUUGUGUCUGUGUUGCGUGUGUGUAUGUGUGUGUGCAACUGUGACCCCACUUAACCAGUAAGUACAUUGUGUACGCCUUUUCGUGUGACUCCGAGUGAUAAAUUUAUGUGGUAUUGCAUGAAAUGUUGGUUUAAAAAUAAGGGUUGUUGCACUUGCGUAGCAGUGGCUUCUUAUUGCAAUUUUCGCCCGUAAAAAAAAAUCAGCGUAUAUCGUAUUAUGCUGCGCGAGUAGAACUGAUUUUCCCAAUUCGAUUUGUGUACCCUUGUCCUGUGCUUUCUUUACACAGGGACAACGCGACUGCGUAUGUAGCAUUAUGCAAUAAUUAUCUGAUAGCAGAAAUGAGUGCCUUUUUCCCCCGUUUAUUAGCAUGUGCUUCGCUUUUUCUUCUUUUCUUUUUUUUUUUUUUGCAGUUACAGCUAUUCAAGCAAAAGUACGUGUAAUUUUUCAUGGCUCUUUUCUUCUUUCACUGCUAAAGCAGAAGAAAAUCACUUGGUAAAGCUGAAUAGUGUUCCAUCAUGGAAAGUGGGUUUGUUUGUUUUUGUUUGUUUGUUUGUUAGAUUUUGUUGGGUGCUCGAUGAAGUAAGCAGUGCUUAAUCGUGCAGUUAUGGGUAUUUGAGCAGUCUGAGCCAGGAGUAGAAAUUCCAAUAAAGCACCUCUCCUUGUGCAUUCCUGAGCUGCUGUGUGCGCGCGCGUGUGUGCUUUUUUCCCGGUUUGUGACGUCAGCAUGGCAUGUUGGGGCUUGUUUAGCAAUGUUACGAUUUUACCCGCCAUUAGUAUCUUGUUGUUAUCUUGUGCUAGCCGCGUAGCGAUGUGUGGUGUCUCUGCGAUUAUUCCUGAGGUCUUAAGCCUUUUCCCUCACUGCUUAAGUGAAUUUGUGUACCCUUGUCCUGUGGUUUCUUUACGACGAUGCGGCUGUGCAUGUAGCAUUAUGCAAUAAUUAUCUGACAGCAGAAAUGGGUGUUUUGUCAGUUGAUGGUAGUUUGUUAGCAUGUGUUUAAUUUUUGUAGUCAUAGCUAUUUUGCUAUUUGAGCAGAAAUGAUGAUAUCUGAGGGUUUAACGCUGAGGGUAGAAAUUCCUGUCUGAGAUGAAUCUGCAUUUCACUGCAACUUGUUUCAUUUAAGUAAUAUUAUUGAAAUUCCACAGCCACUGUGAACAAAGAGGGGUGGUUGUGUGCAUGCUCAUGGAAGCAACUUGCAUAUUGGAAUGACACGUGAUGAUAGCGAACUUUGCGCUCAGGUGCGGCAAUGGUGUAGGCGGACGGAGCAUUACGUGAAGCCAAGGGCAAGCUGCGACCUUGAACAUGCAGAGCAAGUUAUUUUUAGGCUAUGACGACUCCUCGCACCCGUCCAUGUUGGGGCAUGCAGCGAGGUCGCCGCUAUAUAAGCGGGGAGGAUGUGUAAAGAGGCAGCAGUCUUCGCAUCGCUUCGGGAGUGUGCGGAGCUCGCUUCAAAAUGCCUAGAUGCGUGUUCUGCUUUUUUGAUCCUCAUGAUAUCAUGGACGAUGAGCCAUUGGAAGAGAAUUCACCAUCUUCUCCAGACAUUUCACCUGCCACAUUGCAUGCUCACGUCGAGCGAUCACAUCCCUAUGUGGACAUUUCCUUCCUGCCUUUCUUUCAAACUGAUAGCGCAUUUCGAGGUAUCGUCAAAGCGUUUGUGCUAUUGGCAUCUGUUCCACCUCCACAAUAUAAUUGCUAUUUUGCGAGCACAAAGAAUACCCUUUAGAUUUUGCAUUUGUUCUGACGUUCUAAUGAUGAAAGAAAAUCGAGGGGAUAUAACCGCACACAUAGCUCAUUUUAUGGCGCUUGCUCGCGAAGUCCACAGCGACGGAGCUAUUGCAAAUACUUUGAUGGACGUGAUUCAGGAGUCCACCGGGCGCAUUGAAAAUUACCAGCGUGAGGGUAGUGGGUUUGUAUCCACCGACGUCCAAAAAGUUCAAAUGUGUAUUUCCGCUGUGAAAACUAAAAAGUUUGGAUCCGAGGGGGUACUUCCCACAAAUUUGGCUAAACGCAGGAACGUGUUAACGAAUAUCCAUUUACCAGCACGCAAGGAGGGUGAAUGUUUUAAAUACAAUACACUCGCUCUCCUGCGUCCACAGGAAAGGAAUUCGUGGAAAAAAUGUGAAAAUUAUGCAGCAGAUUACUGGUAGCCAAGCCGCUUCCCUGUUUCAUUCUCUGAUCUGGAUGAAUUUGAAGUCCAAAACGAGAUAUCCGUGUAUGUUUACGCCUAUGUCGAUCAGGGAGUGCACGUGUCGCGACCCGCAAAACUGGAAUUCAAAAAGAAAAUUCAUCUUUUGGAGGUUGAUGAGCAUUUUGUUGGAAUAAAGUCCCUCGAACGCUUGUUGACAACAAGAAGUAACCAUUUUGUUUGCGAACGCUGCACACGCUCUUUCGUGAAGGAAGAGAGCACGGCGAAACAUCGACGCCUUUGCACGGACAUAAACGAAAUCCUGUUGGAAUGUUGCGAGCCGGGAAAAAUUGUUGUAGAGUUUACUAAAAUACAGUACAUGCAACAGUACAACUAUGUCGUUGCGUCGGACACUGAGAGCGUACUCGCAGCACCCAGUGGUGUUGGCAUGCAACGUCACAUUACCUCUAGCUUCUGUGCUGUGCUCGUGCGUACCCAUGACUCAAAGGUGAUGCGCAUUAGAACACACCAUGGGGAAGAUGCGGCAAAACAGUGUGUGAAGGCACUCAUGGAAAUGCGUGAUGAAAUGAUUGCCUUGAACGCCUGCCCCGCUGCAAUGGUGUUGAGCGAUGAACAACAGGCCAAGCACAGAGCUGCUACCCACUGUGCAUAUUGUAAACGGGAAUUCGCGAAAGACCUAUCUCGUGUCCGGCAUCAUGAUCAUUCGAAGCAUUGUACUGCGGGUGAGACAAAUUAUAUCGCGACACUGUGCAACCCCUGUAACGUCGCGUGCACUACCAGAGAAAAAUUGCCGAUCAUGGUCCACAAUUUGUCUUAUGAUCUGGCUGGACUGUUACGGGAAUUUCACGGGAAGCGACCUCCCUUCAUUGUGGCCAGCUCCAUGGAAAAAAUUCGUUCGUUCGAAAUUGGUACCUUCCUCUUCAGAGAUACCAUGCAGUACCUAAAUUCGUCGUUGGGGGACCCCGUGGAAACCGUCAAAUCCAUGGGGGGAGCCGAGGCAUUCCAAUGCUUGAAGCAGGUAUUUGGAAAGGGCUACGAAAUUUUACUUCGUAAAGGUGUAUUCCCGUACAGCUAUGUCAGUUCUUUCGCAGUUUACGAUGAACUGACCUUGCCAGAAAAAUCCUUCUUUCGAAACGAUCUCACGGGGGAGGAUAUAAGUGAGGAGGACUACCAGUAUGCAUUGCUCGUAUUUGAACGUUUUGGGUGCUCAAAUUUGAGGGAUUAUAAUGCAUUAUACCUGAAAAUGGAUGCCAUAUUACAUGCGGACGUGAUGCAGCACUUCCGACGUCUGUGCUACAGCGCGCGCGGAUUGGAAUUGCUUCAUUGUGUUUCUCUGGCAUCCUAUUCGUGGCAAUGCGCCCUAAAUUACACGCAGGCAAAAUUGGAAUUGAUCACCGAAGAGGACAUGUACAGAACCAUCGAAUCAGGCGUUAGAGGUGGGCUCUGUCAGGCGAGCAGGCGUCAUUUGCAGGCUAACAACCCUCUGUGUAGUGGCUAUGAUCCCGAUAAAGAGGAGGUGUACAUAUCAUACAUAGAUUGCAACAAUCUUUAUGAAUUUAGUAUGAUAAAGCACCUCCCCGUCGGGGAUUUCGAAUGGGUCGAGGAUUUUAGCUCCGUGGAUUUUAUGCGUCACCCCACGGAUUCAGAUGUGGGGUACGUGUACGUAUGUGACUUGGAGUAUCCAAAAUCUAUCCACACUCUAACGAGGUACUUCCCCCUGGCUCCCGAGAACGCAGUAGUCCCAAAGGAAUGGCUCUCGCCAUUCCAGUGAGGGCUUCUCGAAGAAUUAAUGUAUCAGCCUGCUAAGAGCAAAAAGCUGUUGCUUACGUGCAAGGACAAAGUCGAGUACGUUGUUCAUUACGCGCUGCUCGCACUCUAUUGUAGAGUAGGCAUGAGGGUGACAAAAAUUCACAGAAUUCUAAAAUUUCGCCAGGUGCCAUUCCUGCGUCCCUACAUCGAGGACAAUGUCGCCAGACGUGUUGCCUGGGGCACGACAUUCGAAAAAAACUUCUACAAACUCUCAAAUAAUGCAGUCUUUGGGAGAACACUUUUAAAUAAGUUUAACAUGCGUGAUAUUCGAGUAGCCUUCGAUGAGGAGACGGCGAGUCGCCUCGGGAGUCGGGCAGAAUGCGUGACGAUGGAAAUUUUGUCCCCGGAUUGUGUCAUGUACGAAAUGCGCAAAAGAAAAGUGCGAUGCGAUUUCCCGCUCCAGAUUGGGUUUACGAUUUUAGAACUCAGUAAAUUAACCAUGUACUCAUUCUACUAUGAAACCUUGCUGAGCAAGCUCACUUGUCUGGUGAUUACCUGUUACUUUGACACGGAUUCUCUGAUCCUUGGCCUAUUCUGCAAGGACUACGAAGAUCAGUUACAAGCGAUCGCCGACGACCACUUAGAUCUGUCUUCCUUUGAUCGGGAUCAUCCACUGUACAGUGAAAAGAAUCGUGGAAGACUUGGGGCAUUCAAAAGCUGGUAGUGUACCUACCGAAGAAGUAAUAUGCUUGAAAGCUAAAAUGUACUCUAUCAAACUAGCUGGAGAAAAGCAAAUUGCAAGAGCUAAAGGGGUAAAGAAAAAUAUUGUACGCAAGCACCUCCUCCAUGAGACAUACUACGAUACAUUGUUCAAUCACACGAGCGUAUCGAAUGAGCAAGUGUCAAUAGUUGGAAAGAAACAGUGCAUGUACACCAUCAGAAAUGUCAAAAGAAGCCUGAUGGCAUAUGACGACAAGCGAUACCUCUGCAAUGACAUCGAAUCCUACCCUUACGGAAGCUGUGAAUAUGAAGAUGUGUAGGAAGAGAACUGAUACUUCUGUGACAUGCUGUUCUCGCGUGCGGUCUGGGACUGAGCCGUGGAUGGAGAAGGACGAAUGCCUGGGUUAUCCACAUGAUACUUAUGCGAAAAACGCCAUGGAUGUUAACGGAAAUGUCCAGUGUGCCUGGAAGUGCCCCAGAGAGAACUACAAUCUCUCUGAGACUGCCAAUAAACAUUGAAAACUA